UUUCUUAGGAACUUAGUAGGUUGGACUAAAAGUCCCAAUUCUGCUUAUAGGAGGCAAUAUAAACCUUCUGUCGUAUCCAGUAAACUUACUUCCUUAACACGACUCUCUUUAGGAGCACAUUUCUUGCGAUCUGCUUCUCACCUGCUUCUGUGCACACUAAGUGCAAAAUCAUGUCAUACUUGGCACCAGUCCUUAGAAUUGGAGGGCAAGGAGGAAGUGAAUUUGAUUUUAAUGGUAUUGGAAACGGAGCCACACUGAAAAAGAUCUGGGUUUGGGCCGGCGGCUGGCAGAUAAAAGCCAUCAAGGUUUGGCUAACUGACGGCCAGUCCAGGCAAUUUGGUAACUCUGAUGGGAAGUAUUCAGAAUUUACAUUUGAAGAUGGAGAGUAUUUCACUUCCCUUUCACUUUGGGGAAAUGGAGCUGGAACACGUCUGGGUGCCAUCAAAUUCAAGACGAAUUAUAAAAACACAACACGUGAGUUCUUCGCACACAUGACAGACUGGGGGCUGAAAAAAGAAUAUCCAAUUGAUGUGGGAUCUGGGAUCUGCAUGGGAAUUGCAGGCCGUGCCGGUUCAGAUAUUGAUUCCUUAUGCUUCAUAUUCAUCAACACCGUCAAAUCUACUAAGCUAACAAAUGUUCAGUAUCCCACGCUUCAUAGUGUGAUACCUAAUGUCGCUGUUGAGGAAAUCAAAUCCACGACUUACCGAAAUAAUACCAGUCAAACUCAAGAAUACAAAUUAGAAACCUCCAAAACAAUCACCAGAAAGUCAUCCUGGUCUGUUACCAACAAGCUGGAAACCUCCUUUAACAUGGAAGUGAAAGCAGGAAUUCCAGAGGUUGUGGAAGUAACAGCUGGAUUCAGUCUCACAGUGGGAAGCGAGAGCUCAUAUGGUUUGGAGAACACUGAGGAGAGAUCUGAGCGGUUUUCUUUUCCUGUCAAAGUCCCUCCAGGGAAAACCGUGGAUGUGGACAUUACAAUCGGCCGGGCUACAGUUGAUCUCCCCUACAAUGGUACGGUCCAGAUUACCUGCUACAAUAACAGUGUGCUGGAGUUUAAAACCAGUGGAACCUACAAAGGGCUGAGUUACACUGAUGCAAAAAUAAUUGUGAAUGAAUAAAAAAAAAAAGCCUGUAAAUGCCACAUCUUUAGAAAGAGCUUGGUGCAGAAGCACAUCUUAUGAUUGUUAAACGAUUUAUUAAGAACCAUUCUGAGAAAUGAAACAAAUCUCAAGUGAUAAUUUUGCAUAUUUAGUAUGAUGUAGCUUGCUCUAAAUUUUCUUUCUUACUGUAUCACUUGUUAACUUACUGCUAUAGAGAUGAUUCUUCUGCUUGUUUUUAAUCUGUAAAGAUUUCAGUGAAUGAAAUUGACCUCUGCUUCUGACUUUAAAUAAAAAUUUGCAUGUGCCAAA
This is a messenger RNA of Hemibagrus wyckioides, 1409 nucleotides long. Its product is annotated as aerolysin-like protein. The coding region runs from base 171 to 1118 and encodes 315 amino acids. The transcript has 2 exons. The record is from RefSeq and is a predicted model, not a curated record. NCBI's taxonomy places the organism in Eukaryota, Metazoa, Chordata, Actinopteri, Siluriformes, Bagridae.